AAGAUGGCAGCGCACAGCGGGGUGGAGGCAGUACCUGGGCUCGCCUGAGGGUCCCCUUUCCAGCUCCUGCUCUGGGCGAGGAGUGCAGACUGGAGGACAGGGGCCGGGUGGGACAGGGCACCUGCGAGGCGGGACCACAAGCCCCAACCUCAGGGAUGAGGGCGCUGCUGCCAGGUCUGCAACGCCAAGCCAGGCUCCUCCGCCAGCUCACCUCCGCCCGGAGAUGCCCGGCCUCUUCCCUCCCCGACAGCCCGCCGCCCACACCGGGCCUCCCGGACCCCGUUCCCCGCACUGAGACCCUCACCCCUCACCCUUCUUCCGCAGACUCUCGAUUCUCGCCCGGAGUUGAGACGUUUCCUUCCCUUCCAGGUUCACCCCCGACCCGUCCCCCCAACAUCGCAGCCUUCCCGCCCCCUCACCCGGGAGCUGGGCGGUGUUGGCCCCGCCAUGGAGGCUGUGUACCUGGUGGUGAACGGGGUGGGCCUGGUGCUGGGCUUGCUGACCUUGGUGUUGGACCUGAACUUCCUGCUAGUGUCCUCCCUCCUGGCCUCCGUAGCCUGGCUGCUGGCCUUCAUCUACAACCUGCCCCACACUGUGCUGACCAGCCUGGUGCACCUGGGCCGCGGAGUCUUGCUGUCACUGCUGGCCUUGAUGGAAGCUCUGAUGUGGUUCACUUUCGGGGGCGCUCAGGCCCUGUGAACCCUGCUGUGCAGCUGCUGCUCUGGCCUGGAGAGCCUGAAGCUCCUGGGGCACCUGGCUGCGCACGGGGCCUUGAGGAGCCGGAACAUCCUGCACCGGGGCAUUUUCAAUGUGGUCUCCAGUGGCCAUGCUCUGCUGCACCAGGCCUGUGACGUCUGUGCCAUUGCCAUGAGCCUGGUGGCCUACGUGAUCAACAGCCUGGUCAACAUCUGCCUCAUUAGCACUCAGAACCUCUUCUCCCUGUUGUUGGCCCUAUGGGAUGCAGUGAUGGGGCCACUGUGGAGGAUGACGGACGUUAUGGAGGCCUUCCUCGCUUACAUUUCCAGCAGUGCUGUGGUCAUGGCCAUCCUCCUCUGGACCCCAUGCCAGCUAGCAAUGGAGCUCCUGGCCUUGGCUGCCCACCUCGUGGCCAGCUUUGUGCUUGUCAAUCUCACUGGCCUGGUGCUGCUGGCUUGCGUGCUGGCGGUGACGGUGACCGUGCUGCACCCAGACCUCACCAUGAGGCUGGCCACCCAGGCCCUCAGUCAGCUCCAUGCCCGGCCAUCCUACCACAGGCUUCGAGAGGAUGUUACAUGGCUGUCUCGCCUCGCACUGGGCUUGGAGGCUUGGCGCCGAGUCUGUAGCUGCAGCCUGCAGCUGGCAAGCUGGCUAAACUCAGGAGGGGCACCUGGGGCUCCCCAGGGUGGCCCUAGUAGGGUGCCUGCAGCCAGGACCUCACAACAGGACACUCUUCCUGAAGCAGGGCCCAGAUCAGAGACAGAAGAGGAAGAAGGUAGAAUGGUCAGAGUGAUUGCUGCCUGGGGCAGGGAGAGGCUCAGUGAGGAGCCUCUAGUCAAUCAAGACCCAUGAAAGUUGCUGAAGGAGCAAGAGGAGUGGAAGAAGUGCGUCAUCUGCCAGGACCAGAGCAAGAUAGUGCUGCUGCUGCCCUGUUGGCACCUGUGCCUCUGCCAGGCCUUCACCAAAAUCCUGAUGCGCCACCCUAAUGUCUACCACCCCAACUGCCCGCUCUGCCACCAGGGCAUUCGGAGGACCCUCAACGUCUACCUCUGAGAACUUCCUCCCUUCCUGCCCUCCUCCAGCU
Molecule: messenger RNA, 1780 nt
Organism: Myotis brandtii (Brandt's bat)
Lineage: Eukaryota; Metazoa; Chordata; Mammalia; Chiroptera; Vespertilionidae
Product: RING finger protein 26-like
Exons: 1
Biological process (GO): ubiquitin-dependent protein catabolic process; protein ubiquitination
Molecular function (GO): ubiquitin protein ligase activity
Source: RefSeq, a predicted model, not a curated record